Molecule: messenger RNA, 798 nt
Organism: Asparagus officinalis (garden asparagus)
Lineage: Eukaryota; Viridiplantae; Streptophyta; Magnoliopsida; Asparagales; Asparagaceae
Exons: 2
Coding region: 1-798 (265 amino acids)
Source: RefSeq, a predicted model, not a curated record
AUGAUUGCAAGGAUGUUCUAUACCGGUGGGCUGUCAUUUAAUUUAGCAAGAAAUCCUUAUUUCUCCAAGAUGAUCAUAUAUGCCGCAAGCAAUUCAAUUACCGGUUACAAGCCUCUGGGUUAUAAUUCUUUGAGGACCACUCUUUUGCAACGUGAGAAGGCUCACGUAGAGAGGUUGUUGGAACCCAUCAAGAGCACAUGGAAGCAGAAGGGGGUCUCUAUUUGUAGUGAUGGCUGGGCAGAUGCACAGAGGAGGCCACUGAUAAAUUUCAUUGCGGUCUCAGACAACGGGCCAAUGUUCUUGCACUGUGUGAAUGCUGAGGGAGAGCAGAAGAAUAAAUAUUUCAUUGCAGAGAAGCUUGAAGCUUGCAUUAGAGAGGUGGGGCCUCAAAAUGUGAUCCAAAUCAUUACUGAUAAUGCUUCGGCAUGCAAGGCCGCAGGGGCAGUUGUGGAGGGCAAAUUUCCACAUAUCUUCUGGACUCCAUGUGUUGUUCACACCCUCAAUCUUGCCCUUAAGAAUAUUUGUGCUGCGAAGAAUACAGAGGCUAAUGCAAUUGCUUAUGCAGAGUGCAGCUGGAUUACAGAGGUAUAUGAUGAUGCUUUGAUGAUUAAGAACUUCAUCAUGAAUCACUCAAUGAGGCUGGCUAUGUUCAAUGAGCAUUCGAAGAUGAAGCUUCUUUCAAUUGCUGAUACUCGAUUUGCUUCAUGGAUCAUCAUGCUAAAGAGGUUCACUGUGAUCAAGAGAAGCCUCCAAGAUAUGGGUGGAUUAUAUUAUUACUUUCACUACUCCUAUAUAUGA